GCACUUUUCGAUGGUCACGUUACCAAUGCACAUUUAUCACCAGAUGUAGGUAUCGAGACCUAGCCAAAAGUUUAGUGAAUACCGGGAUGACUGGUAAUCUGCCAUGCGAGUGGUUUGUUUCAGUAACUCUUUUAGGUUCUUCACGUUUACGAAAACCAAUAUCACCAUCAUGGCGCAAACCAGUAAUGCUUGUUGGCAAUAAUUUAUAAUUUCGAACUUUUCCUACUGUAAGUUAAGACUUAGCACACCAACUCUCAAUCUGUUACUAAGUUGCAACAUCGCUUUGCAUUCUCCCAUUUUAGUGUACAUGACAUGUACAUAGUUUAUUCUAGUAGGAGCCAAGUCUUAUCGGGCUCAUUAAUUUCUCUGGUUACAUAUAUAUAGUUGAUUCAGUGUAAGUAUGCGAGUUUCGUCUUGGAAUCACACUCAGUAGUUUAAGUGAAAUGUCUUUCAUGAAAAUACACGUUUGUUCUAAAUUGUUUUUUUCCUCCUCAUUGAUUUUAGUUACUAUUCUCUCUCUGCGAUAUAAACUUAGUGUCCGAUUUCAUUGCCCUGCAUAGAGUUAUUCCGUUUGUAACUGCUUCAUGGUUUGGUUUCACCUACCGUUAUUUCGAAGUUUCAAUUACGUUAAUCGGAAAUUACUGUCUACGCGUGUUAAAUUGAGUCCAUUAGCCGAUGCUUUUAAUUACCAUAGUUUUAAAACAAAAGAUGAACAUUUAAGCAAAAGGACAGGUAGCUUUUGCAUAAUAUCAAUAUUUUCAAUCAUAUAGGACUUUUUGGCCACCCGGUUUUGACGUCUCCUCAUAGUUUUCAAAGUCUGGUUGAGUCUACUAUCGGAGAGUGUCAUGUGUUGUGUGAUGAAGCUACUUCUCAGACAAGAGUUAGAAAAAUAGUCCAGGUUAGUCUCGUGUUAUCUAUACUUCAACUUUGUUACAUUUUUACAGCCACUUAGAACUGCUUUUCGUGCUAUUAACGCUUACUAGAUACUGUCGUUUAUAAGCAGGUUAUUUAUUUACAAGAAUCAAAUACGUAGAAAAAACCUUAUAAUAUAGUGAGAUUGUGCUAUGUCAACUCAUUUUUCUCUAAAGCACUUACACGGUUUCUCGCAUAUUACAUGGAUCUGGAUGUUUAAACAUGCAUAAAGCGCUCUAACUUUAUCGGUUGAUAAAAUAACCGUAGAUUCAGCGAACGACUGAUUUCCUUCAAAUAGUACUCAUGUGUAACAUCACUGCUCCCUCUAUGGCUUCAAUAUAUAUGAGGUAUAGUUAGUAGAAAUCUGUUGAGAAAAACAUAGAAUCUGCGCUUGUAUGUGUAUUCACUAGCCACAUUUCUCACUUUUAAAGUAAUGAAAAAUGACCUGUUCAUUAUACUCCUUGCUUGAUAAGAAGUCGGACAUUUCGUUUGGUUCGUGGAUAAUGCGACCAACAAAUUCCCCAGUCACUAGCUUUUACAGGUUAACAAAACUUAAGAAAAAUGAUGUUAAGCAUAUUCAGACACUUGAUUCCUCAAAGUUAAAUUGCCUGAUAUUCCCGAUCAAUCAUGAACCAACAUUUUUCAAGGGAAACGUAAUGAUUGCAUUUAUUACACAGUUCGAAGCUGUUUCAGUAUUUGGGGACAUAACUUUUGUUAUCGUCUUAUAAUUUUGUAGAAACAAACGCUUGUAUGGGAGACUUGUCGAUGACUUACGUAAUGAAAAGUUUCGGAUCGACGAUAUCCUCGAAUAUUUUAAGAAGUCAGAUCCAUCACUCAGAUUUAUAGUGGAGCAGGAAUAUAUUAGACGAUCUAUCCGAUACAUUGUGUCGAGUUGCUGAUUUAUCUGAUUGUAUACGAAUGCUUCAUCCAGAUCAAGCAUAUCGCUAUUCUGCACUGAAAGCAUGUCAGUCAAUCGGUCAACUUGUUGAAGAAUUGAAUACUAAUUCAAACUUAUAUAAUGCCUCUGUUCGUGCAAGUAGUUCAUCUCAAGUGGAUAAAUUAAUUCCAGAUACACAUAUGGAUAAUGUUGAUAGGCGUGUACUCGAUUUAUUUGUAGCUGAUUUUGAACUAUCUGGUGUACAACUACAGGAUCCCUGUCGACACGAACAAUUUGUGCAUGCUGCUUCAUUUGCCUUAAACUGUGGUGCUAAAUUUAUUGAAGGUUGCCAUAGUACAGUAACUUAUCCAUCGAAGUAUUCAGCAAAUAGUUAUUCAAAUUCAAUUGAACUUGUUCAUCCACUUAGUGAUCAUCCAGAUCCUUCUAUCCGUUUAUCCACCUAUUGUGCAUAUUAUGCACCCAUUCAAGGCCAAGAAAAGUGUCUAGAACAACUUUUGAGUGCACGACAUGAAAUGGCACAAGCAGCUGGCUUUCAAAAUUAUGCUAAACGUGCUACGCUCUAUAGUUUAGCUGAAACACCUGAGAAUGUAGACGAAUUCCUUCAGCAUGUUUGUAAGAAACUUCGUCCUAUUUCAACUGAAGUAGCAAGAAAACAGUUAUUACCAAUCAUAAAAAACUCUUAUCGAAAAACGAAGAUGCACAACUUGCAAACGGAUUGUAAUGCAAAUUUAAUUUGGCCUAGUGAUUUACCCUUUGCACUUGGUGUUAAACGCCAGGCAUUAUGUAGUCGUCAUUUGACAGAUUAUUUUUCAUUGGGUGCAUGUAUGGAAGGUGUAAGUCAAUUGGCCAAUUGUCUAUUUGGAUUACGUCCAGAAGUUGUACCGGUACAACCUGGAGAAGUAUGGCAUCCAUCUGUUAUCAAAGUUCAUGUCUAUUCGAAUAAGAAUAAUUCAACAGAACCAAUUGGAAUAGUCUAUUGUGAUCUGCUUGAUCGUCCUGGUAAACCUGCCCAAGAUUGUCAUUACACUAUACGUGGUGGUCGAUGCCUAGAUAAUGGUUCUAGUAAUCGAUCAUAUCAAUCUCCAAUUAUAACACUUCAAUUGACGCUAUCUCCGCCCGAAUCGAAUUCUAAACCACCACUUCUUAGUAUAGGACAAGUUGAAAAUUUAUUUCAUGAAUGGGGACAUGCAUUACAUUCUAUGCUUGCACGUACACGAUAUCAACAUGUUACUGGGACACGGUGUAGUACUGAUUUAGCUGAAUUACCAUCAACUUUAUUUGAACACUUUGCAUUAGAUCCGCGUGUAUUAUCAGAAUAUGCACGACAUUGGAAAACGGGUCAGAAACCAGAUCCUAAUGAAAUAAUUGCAUUACAACAAAUAUCCGUUGGUUUAGGACUUGGUCAAAGUUUAGAAGUUAGUCAACAGGCUACCUAUGCUAUUCUGGAUCAAGUUUUGCACUCAGGUCCUAUUGAAAAUACUUUACUGCCUUAUGCAAAAUCAACUCACGAAUCAGAUGGGUUAUGGCCUGCAUCCUCUAAAUUAUUAUCAGAUAUUCAAUGUAAAGUUGGACUAUCUGAUUGGUCUAGUUGUUCACCAGCUCAUCUAGGCGCAUGGCCUCAUCGUUUUACUCAUUUAGUCAAUUACGGUGGACGCUAUUAUGCUUAUUUGAUGGCAAAAGCUGGAGCUAAUCUUGUUUGGAGACGUUAUUUUUCCAAAGAUCCUUGGUGUUCCUCAAGUGGACAGCUUUAUAUGGAAAAAUUAUUAUGUCAUGGUGGCGAGUAUCCUCCAGCUAUUCUACUUUCGGACCUUUUGAAUUGUGAUGAUGAGAUCAACAGUCAAAAUGUACUAUUAUCUCCUAAAAAGUUAGCUGAAGGUUUAACUGAUCAGUUGGAAGAAAUGGAAAUGGCUUCAACUUCUUUACUGAACCGUGUUGAAUCACCGAGUUUAUUCAGACCAGAAUCAUACUAUUAGUAGCAAGAGAGAAGAGAACUUAAUAAUUGUGACAUAUCUUGUUGGUGAUGAUACCUUGUAAAUACAUCAGCUAAUUAUUUUCCUAAAUGCUCAUAUAUUAAUUUGCUUGUUUUGUCAAAUAAUUUAGAACAUGCAACAAAUAGAAGCUUUCGUUUUUG
Molecule: messenger RNA, 3941 nt
Organism: Schistosoma intercalatum
Lineage: Eukaryota; Metazoa; Platyhelminthes; Trematoda; Strigeidida; Schistosomatidae
Source: the annotation of a GenBank genome assembly